Trifolium pratense (red clover) is the source of this 610-nucleotide messenger RNA. Its product is annotated as protein DOWNY MILDEW RESISTANCE 6-like. The record is from RefSeq and is a predicted model, not a curated record. Bases 129 to 584 code for a protein of 151 amino acids. NCBI's taxonomy places the organism in Eukaryota, Viridiplantae, Streptophyta, Magnoliopsida, Fabales, Fabaceae. The transcript is spliced from 2 exons.
AGAAGGGGGGAAUACUAGUAUUUUAGGGGGAAAAUCUUAAUAUCUAUAUAUAUAUACACCCCCUAUAGAGUGUCUCUUUACAAUAUUAAUCAAGCACCGAGGCACCUAAUUAAUCAAAGAUUAAGAAUAUGGAUCAUAAGCUUGUGUCUAGCUGGUACAAUCAUCAUACUUCUGUUCCACAAUCUUAUGUGCAACCACCAGAAAGAAGACCUUGCAAUGCUGUUUUGUCUACUAAUAAGAAAAUUCCAGUGAUUGAUCUUGGAGGACAAGAUCGUGAUGACAUCAUAAGAAACAUCAUUAUAUCCUCCGAGGAAUAUGGAUUUUUUCAGGUAGUGAACCAUGGAGUUGCUAAGGAUUUAAUGGAGGAAACAUUAAGGAUUUUCAAAGAAUUUCAUGCCAUGCCUCCAAAUGAAAAGGUGAUUGAAAGCUCUAAGGACCCUAAUGGAAGUUGCAAACUCUAUACAAGUAGUGGAAGAAAUGUUGAAGAUGUGGCCAAGUAUUGGAAAGAUUCUUUGAAACACCCUUGUCCACCUUCAGGAGAAUUCAUUCAGUAUUGGCCAGAGAAACCAGAGGGAUACCGGUAAAAAAUAUAUUUUCUCUUAGUGUUCCA